Messenger RNA from Dacryopinax primogenitus, 1797 nucleotides. RefSeq names its product DUF1716-domain-containing protein. Gene Ontology annotation, cellular component: spliceosomal complex. Lineage: Eukaryota; Fungi; Basidiomycota; Dacrymycetes; Dacrymycetales; Dacrymycetaceae. The record is from RefSeq and is a predicted model, not a curated record. The coding region runs from base 1 to 1797 and encodes 598 amino acids. The transcript has 6 exons.
AUGCGCCUGUCUUCAUCAGAUCGAACAGAAUCUCUAGCUGACUCCACACCGGUAUCACAAUUGUCCAAAGGAAAGGGAAAAGCACGAGUGGAGAUCGAGGAGGAGGAGGAUGGUGAAGAUGUCGGCGAUGGAGAGUUUGCACCAGGCGGAGACGCGGACUACUUUGCCGAAGAAGACGAAGAGGGACGGUUUUAUGGAGGUGGAUUAACAGGAGAGCAGAAGCAAAUAUUGGAUAUCUUCGAUCAUGCACAAGGUGAAGGAGCGAUCGACAAUAUCACUGUUCCUGCUGUACGACGAUUAUCACAGCGUUUUGAACGAGCUGUGAACAAGAAUCAAGACCAACGAUCAAAAUACCCAGAUGACCCAACAAAGUUCAUCGAUUCAGAAGCAGACCUAGAUGCCGCUAUUCGAUCACUCUUGCCACUCGCUCAAGUGCCCUCCAUCGCGUACCCUGAGAUUGUCAAGCUGGGUACUAUCGAGCGAUUAGUUGGUCUCCUCGCUCACGAAAACGCCGACAUUGUCAUUACCGUCGUCGAAGUUUUACACGAGUUGACGGAUGAGGAUGUUGGUGAUGAAGCUGAUGAAGACGAAGAAAACGAACAAAAAAAGACUGAAACUAUGAAGGUGUUAGUAGACUCAUUGGUUUCAAACGCUGCCCUGGAGCUGCUAGUUCAAAAUCUCCCGCGCUUCAACGAAGAAGAGGAAUCGGAUCGACAAGGCAUCUUCCACACUCUGGGCAUAUUCGAGAACAUGAUCGGCUUUAAUCCUCAGCUAUCACGUGUCCUAGUCUCGAAGACCAGCAUCAUGAAAUGGCUGCUGGAACGCAUACAGAAAAAGGGAUACGACGAGAACAAGGGUUAUGCGGCUGAGCUGUUGGCCAUCACGCUCCAGGAGAACCGUGAUAAUCGGCUAGAGUAUGGCAAGUUGGAUGGCGUGGAUGUGUCACUUAGAGUGCUGUCGCAAUAUCGAAAGAAAGAUCCGGAUGAGGGUGAUGAGACUGAGUUUAUGGAGAACGUCUUUGACGCACUGUGCUCUGCACUUGCAGAGCCGGAGAUCAAGAAGUUGUUCGUCGAUGCAGAGGGUGUGGAGCUGAUGGUCAUCAUGAUGAAGGAGAAAAAGGUCGCUCACUCAAGAUCUAUCAAGGUACUCGACCAUGCCCUCUCAGGAGUGACAGGCACUGCAGGUUGUGAAACAUUUGUUGAAGCCCUCGGGUUGAAGACCCUCUUCUCGGCAUUCAUGGGCAAAGGAGAAAAGAAGAAGAAAGCUGCUGCUAAUGCAGCAGAGGACACCGCUCAUACCCUUGGCAUUAUUUCCAGUUUAUUCACCAACCUACCAUCUGACUCCCCGGCUCGCAUAAGGCUUCUGGCCAAGUGGGUCGAGGCCGAUUACGAGAAGGUUACCCGUCUAGUGGAAAUCCGGGAGCAUGCAAGGGCGAGGCUUGAGGGGGCCGAACAAGGGAUCGAGCAGGAGAAGAAGGAUCUUGCUACAGAAGGCGAGGAGAUGGGAGAUGACGACGAGGUUGUAUGGUAUCUACGGAGAUUGGAGAGUGGGCUCGAUGUUCUCCAACUGGUGGAUUACAUUGGUGCAUGGAUUAGCAUGGAGGACGAUGGCGCACGAGCGCGUUUCCAGGAAUUACUGAACAAAAAGGGCAAGUCCUUUGCGGACGUGGUAAAAGUCUUGAUCGAGUUCCAUGACAACAUCGGCGAGGAGAGCGAAGACGAACAGCAAACAGAUUCACCAAGCCAACGCACUAUCAUCGAGCAACUGAUACCGUUCCUGGAAGCAAGCGAGCAAUGA